AGUAUAUAUUGUUUCAUUUCCAUGGAGGGAUCCAUAGGCCUAAGAAAAGGUGCAUGGGCUAAGGUGGAAGAUGACCUUCUAAGAGCUUGUGUUGAACAAUAUGGAGAAGGAAAGUGGCACCUAGUUCCUUCUAGAGCGGGGUUGAACAGAUGCCGCAAAAGCUGUAGAUUGCGAUGGUUGAAUUAUCUGAAACCAAAUAUAAAGCGAGGAGAGUUCGCUGAAGAUGAAGUUGAUCUCAUGAUUAGAAUGCAUAGACUUUUGGGAAACAGAUGGUCCUUAAUUGCUGGAAGACUUCCGGGAAGAACGCCAAACGAUGUGAAGAAUUACUGGAACACCUAUGUUCGAAGGAAUAAUAAGCACACUUCAUCCUCAUCAACACCAUCAGUACCCUCUCCUUCAUCAGUGGUGACGACAGUGAAACGUCAUGACCAUAUUAAUCAUCAGGUAAUAAAACCUCAUCCCCGAACUUUCUCGAAAGCAUCGCCAUGGUUAUUAUUAAAGAAAACAUCUGCAAGUGGUGAUCAUAAUAAUAGCAAGCAAAGGGAUGGGGCCAAAGCAGAAGAAGAGUGCACCGAUAAUAAUAAUAAUGGUUCUGGUGGUGGAUGUGAUGAUGGGGACACGUGUCGGGACAAGAACGGUGGCAAAGGGGAUGAAGAGAAGUUGAACGACGGAUGCUUACUCUCAGUCUCAGGUGCUGAGGAAGAAGAAGAAGAAGAAGAAGAAGACUGGAAGCUGCUUUUACCUGACUUCAAUUGGGAUGCUCAUAAUGAUGAUCACUUCUUGAAGGACGCUUCUGAUGCUGACCAGGAUAUGCUUAUUAAUGUCCAUGGUCAAACUUGGAGUGAUAUCCUUCUUGAUAUCAAUUUGUGGGAUCCACAAUAAUUAUGUUUUUUAUCUGCUAAUAAAUUAUUGCAUGAUGUGAUCUAACUUUCUGAUAUUUAUUUAAGAUGACGAGUAUUGUUCAAUCAAUACAAGUUGGUUAUCUGAGUAACCAUCUAUAUUCUGCUGAAUCAAAGCUUCCUUCAUGAUCCUAGCGGAGAUGUUCGAAACAAUGAACUUGGCUUCCUUCUGGUGCUGUUUGGGAGCUUUUGAACUCUUUUUCGACUUCACGGACUCUGUCCCAUCGGGGGCAAAUGGCUCCGGAUUGAGAAUCUUUUUCUUCCUCUUCCCCAUUGACGAAGCUCCUUAUCCACCA
Molecule: messenger RNA, 1195 nt
Organism: Arachis ipaensis
Lineage: Eukaryota; Viridiplantae; Streptophyta; Magnoliopsida; Fabales; Fabaceae
Product: transcription factor MYB90-like
Source: RefSeq, a predicted model, not a curated record